Messenger RNA from Diabrotica balteata, 844 nucleotides. The record is from the annotation of a GenBank genome assembly. Lineage: Eukaryota; Metazoa; Arthropoda; Insecta; Coleoptera; Chrysomelidae.
AGGUAUUAUACCCUCUAUGCUUGGUUGUUGCCUUGUGUAUUCAGUGUUAGAACUUGGAGACCGGUGAGACAGGUGUCUAAUUUUUUCAAUACCUCGUACCAGAAAUUAGUCCAGAAAUGCCACAUUAUAAGCUUACAUACUUUAACGUUACCGGAAGAAUAGAACCUGCGAGAGUUAUGUUCCAUUAUGGUGGAAUUCCUUUUGAAGACGUUCGAAUAGAGCAUGCCGAUUGGCCAAGCCUAAAACCAACAAACUCCCUUUGGAGAACUACCAUUUUGGAAAUCGAUGGUAAGAAGUAUACACAAGGAGUCUCGUUGUCUAGAUAUGUAGCCAAUAUUGUUGGUUUGGUAGGAAAAACUAACGAAGAAAAUUUGGAAAUCGAAAUUGCAGUCAAUAUUGUGUCCGAGCUCUUAAUAACUGCUUAUGAAUUCCAUUAUGAACCUAAUGAAGAAAAGAAGAAGCAAAACUUAAAAAAACUUAAUGAAUUGAUGGAUAAAUACUUACCCGUCCUUGAUGAAGCUGCCAAAAAGAAUGGAGGUCAUCUUGUUACUAACAGGCUUACCUGGGCAGAUAUCUUCUUUGUAACAUCGUAUGAAGAUAUAAGACAUUUACUUGAAAAUAAGGAUAUUGUAAAAGAUUUUUCUGGAUUACAAAACUUGAAGAAGAACGUACUAUCAGAAAAAAAUAUUAAGCAGUAUAUCCAGAGCCGUCCAAAACUUCCAACCUAUAAGUACGAUCUAAGAAGUGAAUUGUAAUUUUUUUAAUAUCAUGAAAUAUGUAUUUUCAUUGUGUAAAAACAUUGUGUGUUAAAUCUUCUAAAACAUUUUUAAUACAAUAUAUAUAA